UUACUACAUAGCCCAGCGGACUUUGCGCUCCAGAAGUCUGACGUCACGUCCGCUCCAGUAGACCGACUUCCCAGCUGUGGAUCCCGGUCCUGCGCGUCAGAGGGAUGGCCUAUCAGAUCUGACCCCAAUCGAGGUCAGGACUUCUGCUCAGGUCAUGUGGACCGCAGAUGAAAUUGCCCGUCUGUGCUACAUUCACUAUGGUACUAGGCUGCCCAAGCAGGGAAGACCUGAGCCAGGUCGAGAAUGGACCUUGCUGGCAGCUGUGGUCAAGGUGAAUUCUGAGCAGUCCUCACAAGUAACUAAGGAAGUUGUCUCCAUGGGAACAGGAACGAAAUGCAUUGGCCUGUCCAAAAUGAGAAAAAGUGGAGACAUCCUCAACGACAGUCACGCUGAGGUUAUAGCCAAGAGGAGUUUCCAAAGGUACCUGUUCCAUCAGCUCAGCAUUGCAGUCAGCCUGCAACAGGACAGCAUCUUUAUGCCAGGAACCAAGAUUGGAAUGUGGAAGCUCAAACCAGACUUGCAUUUUGUGUUUUUUUCUAGCCACACUCCAUGUGGGGAUGCCUCCAUCAUCCCAAUGCUUGAGCUUGAAGAUCAGCCCUGCUCUCCAGUCCAUAGUGAUGAAGUGGUCAGCCAGUCAGCAGACGCCAUCAGUGACCCUGUGGUACUGGGAAAUAAAAGGAAAUGUGAGGAGCUCCCUGCCCACCCUGUAAUUAAGAAGAUGAGGAUAGAGCCCAGGGAUCUUUCCAGGGAGAUCCCCAGCGAUACAGCCAUGCACUACUCAACUGGGAAAGAAGGAAGCUUCCAAAUACCCACAGAUGUCAGCAAUUCCAGCCCUCCAGCAAGUGGAGCAGCAGCUACUAAGGGGAUUGUCCCAGUUGGUGCUAAAGUCGUGGAUAUUUAUAGAACUGGAGCAAAAUGUGUGCCAGGGGAAGCUGGAGAUACUCAGAAGCCUGGUAUCGAAUAUCACCAGGUGGGAUUACUGCGAGUGAAGCCAGGCCGAGGAGACCGAACCCGCUCUAUGUCCUGUAGUGAUAAGCUAGCAAGGUGGAAUGUGCUUGGGUGUCAAGGUGCCCUGCUGAUGCACUUCCUGGAGGAGCCCAUCUACCUAGCAGCUCUGGUCGUUGGAAAGUGCCCUUACAGUCCUGAGGCCAUGAAGAGAGCCGUGACUGACAGGUGUCAGCAUGUAUCUGGUUUGCCCAGAGGCUUCCAAGUGCAAGAGCUGAAGAUGCUUCAGUCAGAUUUACUGUUUGAACACAGCCGCCAUGCGGUUCAGGCAAAGAGAGCUAACUGCCCAGGGAAAGUUGUUCCCUGUGGGGCUGCCAUCAGUUGGAGUGCAGUCCCAGAACAGCCUCUCGACGUGACCUGCAAUGGUUUCAGGCAGGGAGUGACAAAGAAGAGCAUCGGAAGCCUUCGGGCCAGAUCCAAAGUCUGUAAGGUGGAACUCUUCAACAUGUUCCAGAAGCUGGUGAGCAGUAUUUCUGAGAACAAGCGACCGGAAUCUCUGAGGGUCAAGAAACUGGAAACGUACUGGGACUACAAGGAGGCAGCAGCCAGCUACCAAGAAGCCUGGAAGGCACUUCGGAAACAAGCAUUUGGCUCCUGGAUCAGAAAUUCACCAGAUUACCAUCAGUUUAAAUAAGAUAAAAUCUGCACAAAUGCAUUGGAGACAGGAUGUUUUCCAACCUUUGUCCCACUCAUACACAUUGGACAGAUUUCAGCUUUCCUGUUAGCCAAGGAAAAGCAAAACUUUUGCCAAAGGAGCUUAAAAUGUUGAGCCUAUGAAGAUGUUCAUUCUGGAUCACAGAACCAAUUAUAACUGAUUGGAAUUAAGCUCUGUAGUAAAAUGGCACCUUGAUAAGAUGUCAUGUUUUUUCAAAUGACUGUCCUUGGUAUCUGUCACGUGUUGUGAUAAGGUCUUGGACAAUAUCCCUUUCCUCCCCUCAAAAAAACACCACACAUUUAAGGGGCAGCUAGGUGGCGCAGUGGAUAGAGCACCGGCCCUGGAGUCAGGAGGACCUGAGUUCAAAUUCGGCCUCAGACACUUAACACUUACUAGCUGUGUGACCCUGGGCAGGUCAUUUAACACCAAUUGCCUAAAAAAUAAAUAAAUAAAUAAAAAACCAGGGGAAAAAAACCCACCACACAUUUAAGUAAAUGUAUUUGAGAGGUAUUGAUCUAUGGCUUCCAUCUGUUUAAUCAGACCAUAGGUGAAGCCUGUUUUUGUGCAGAGUGAAACACUCAUCAGGGAAGUUGGCAAACAGGCAACACCAAAGUAAUUAACAUAUUUUAUAAAAGGAGAUUUUUGCAACAAGGAAGCAUAAUCAUCAAGCCUUAUAACCAGAAGAUAGUAUAUUUCUUCCAAUACUUACAAAUGACUAUCUUCUGGUUAUAAGGCUUGAUGAUUAUGCUUCCUUGUUGCAAAAAUCUCCUUUUAUAAAAUAUGUUAAUUGAAAUAGUAUAUUUCUUCCAAUACUUACAAAUGACUAUUUCAAUUUUAAAAUGAUCUUUUCCAAAACUUGUCCUGCAGCCUAAGGAGCUAGACCCCUAAGGCAUAAAACAUUGAGGUAGCCUUAGAAAGCUUUACUUAUAAUUCCACUAAAUUCGCUUGGGGAGGCUUAAUGUUGCUUCAGCUCUUGGUGUUCUGUGCCCCAUUGGUGGAUUCUAAUUCUCCCCCUAGAAAAAGCAUAUGCUUUGUUUUAAUUGUUUGCAUUACAUUUUAAUGUAUUCUUUGUAUGGCCCUUGGGCAUAAAUUAUAAGGGGGAUUAUGGAUAA
This is a messenger RNA of Dromiciops gliroides (monito del monte), 2772 nucleotides long. RefSeq names its product adenosine deaminase tRNA specific 1 (gene ADAT1). Lineage: Eukaryota; Metazoa; Chordata; Mammalia; Microbiotheria; Microbiotheriidae. The transcript is spliced from 10 exons. Gene Ontology annotation, biological process: RNA processing. The record is from RefSeq and is a predicted model, not a curated record. Gene Ontology annotation, molecular function: adenosine deaminase activity; RNA binding. Bases 155 to 1639 code for a protein of 494 amino acids.